This is a messenger RNA of Stegostoma tigrinum, 3471 nucleotides long. Its product is annotated as ras GTPase-activating protein 1-like. NCBI's taxonomy places the organism in Eukaryota, Metazoa, Chordata, Chondrichthyes, Orectolobiformes, Stegostomatidae. Gene Ontology annotation, biological process: regulation of GTPase activity. Gene Ontology annotation, molecular function: protein binding. The record is from RefSeq and is a predicted model, not a curated record. The transcript has 26 exons. The coding region runs from base 211 to 3186 and encodes 991 amino acids.
CAAACUGCAUGGCGGACGGACGGAAGACUGAUGAAGUCAUGAACUCUCCUCUCUGCCGACUGCUCCUGUGCUAAAGUUGAGUCUUCAUUUCCCCCUACGCCACUCCUGUCGCAUGUUGAUAUUUUUAUAUGUAAAAAGUUUUUCCUCUUCCAACCGGCCCUCUGACUCCCCCCUGUUAUUGUGUGUGUGCCUGUACGCGGGGCUGUGACCAUGAUGGCGGCGGAAGUCGGGAACGAUUGCUUGUUGGCGGCGGCUAUGACCGUGGCGGCUCCGGGCGCAGAUUCGGAGACCGCUGUUUUCCAGUCUUCCCCGCAGAAAGUGUCAGAACUGAGCACCGUGCGGCCUGUCGAGUCCGAAUCAUUGUCACCACCACCAGCAGCAUCAACACCACCGCCUCCGGCCCCGCUCCUUUCCGAACCUGUUGUCGGGGCUUCCCAUAUCCCCGGUGCUACUGCCCUCCCCGUGCCCCCGGACGAAGUGGAUUCUUUCGACGGCCAUGAGUUUGAAGAGGAAGAAGUGGAGAUCCCGCUGACGGCUCCUCCAACCAACCAGUGGUAUCACGGAAAGCUGGAUCGUACAAUCGCUGAAGAGCGGCUUAGUCAGGCAGAUCGAUCAGGAAGCUAUCUCAUCAGGGAAAGUGAUCGAAGACCAGGUUCAUUUGUGCUUUCGUUUCUAAGCAGAACUGGCGUAGUCAAUCAUUUCAGGAUAAUUGCAAUGUGCGGUGAUUAUUACAUUGGUGGACGACGAUUUUCUUCGCUCUCAGACUUGAUAGGUUACUACAGCCAUGUAUCCUGUUUAUUAAAAGGAGAGAAGCUUCUGUUUCCAGUAGCGCCUCCGGAGCCUGUUGAGGAUAGAAGGAGAGUUCGAGCCAUCUUGCCAUACACCAAAGUUCCAGACACAGAUGAAAUUAGUUUUCUGAAGGGGGAUAUGUUUAUUGUUCAUAACGAACUGGAGGAUGGAUGGAUGUGGGUGACCAAUUUACGAACAGAUGAGCAAGGCCUUAUUGUUGAGGAUCUAGUCGGAGAAGUGGACCGUGAAGAAGAUCCACAUGAAGGAAAAAUCUGGUUUCAUGGCAAGAUAUCAAAGCAAGACGCAUAUAAUCUACUGAUGACAGUUGGCCAAAUAUGCAGCUUUCUUGUAAGACCAUCAGAUAACACACCGGGUGACUACUCGCUUUAUUUUCGGACUAAUGAAAAUAUUCAACGAUUUAAAAUAUCUCCGACAUCGAGUAAUCAAUUUAUGAUGGGUGGCCGAUACUACAACAGUAUAGAAGAAAUCAUUGAGCACUAUAGGAAGGAGCAGAUUGUUGAAGGUUAUUACCUCAUAGAUCCCGUUCCCUUGCAGCAUCAAGAGCAAGUACUCAAUGAGUAUGAUGGUAGAGAAAUAUACAAUACAAUCCGGCGCAAGCCAAAGGAUGCACUUUAUAAGAAUAUAGUGAAGGAUGGCUACCUCUGGAAAAAAAGUAAAGGUAAACGAUGGAAAAACUUGUACUUCAUUUUGGAAGGGAAUGACUCCCAGCUAAUCUAUUUUGAAAGUGAAAAGAGAGCGACAAAACCAAAAGGAUUAAUAGACCUCAGUGUUUGCACUGUGUAUGGAGUUCAUGACAGUCUGUUUGGCAGGCCAAACUGUUUUCAAAUAGUGGUACAGCACUUUAGUGAAGACCAUUAUAUCUUCUACUUUGCAGCAGAAACUCCAGAACAGGUUCAGGACUGGAUGAAGUGCUUGCAUGUGUUUUGCAGCAACUUGAAAAAACCUCUGCCCCCAACAUCUAACAAACGUCUUCGUCAGGUCAGUAGUCUGGUGUUGUAUGUGGAAGAAGCCCAUAAACUUCCAGGGAAGUAUUUCACACACCCUUACUGUAACAUCUCCCUAAACAGUGUUCAAGUAGCAAAAACUCAUGCCAGGGAAGGGCAGAACCCUGUAUGGACAGAAGAAUUCAUUUUUGAUGAUGUCUCAUCCGAUAUAAACAGAUUUGAGAUAAGUCUCAGUAACAAAACAAAGAAGAGCAAGGAUCCUGACAUCUUAUUUAUGCGCUGCCUGUUGAGUAGGUUACAGAAGGGGCAACUGAUUGAUGAGUGGUUUCCUCUCAGUUCACAUUUUCCACUAAAAGGCAUUGAACCAGGCUCUGUACGGGUAAGAGCACGAUAUUCAUUGGAAAAAAUCAUGCCAGAAGAAGAAUACAGUGAAUUCAAAGAGCUUAUUCUUCAAAAAGAAUUCCAUGUGAUAAAUGCCUUAUCCCAUGUGUGUGGCCAGGAUCGGACAUUACUGGCUAGUAUUUUACUAAGAAUUUUUCGGCAUGAGAAACUUGAAUCACUUUUACUACAAAUACUGAAUGACAGAGAAAUUAGUAUGGAAGAUGAAUCUACCACUCUCUUCCGUGCCACAACCUUAGCAAGCACACUUAUGGAACAAUAUAUGAAAUCAACUGCAACACCAUUUAUCCAUCAUGCUCUGAAAGAAACUAUUUUAAAGAUAAUGGAGAGUAAACAGUCAUGUGAGCUAAAUCCUUCCAAACUUGAAAAAAAUGAAGAUGUAAACACUAAUCUGGCACACCUGUUGGCUCUCCUCUCAGAACUGGUGGAGAAGAUUUUCAUGGCUGCAGAAGAAUUGCCUCAGGCUUUAAGAUACAUUUACGGAUGUUUACAAAAAUCUGUUCAGCAGAAAUGGCCGGAAAAUCCCACAAUGAGAACUAGAGUUGUGAGUGGGUUUGUUUUCUUGCGGUUGAUUUGUCCAGCUAUUCUCAAUCCACGGAUGUUUAGUAUCAUUUUGGAUCCACCUUCUUCCACAGCUGCGAGAACUCUCACUCUUGUUGCAAAAUCACUUCAAAACUUAGCAAAUUUAGUGGAAUUUGGAGCUAAGGAGCCCUACAUGGAAGGUGUAAAUCCAUUUAUCAAGAACAACAAGCAUCGGAUGAUUAUGUUCUUAGAUGAAUUAGGGAAUGUCCCUGAGCUUCCUGACACUACAGAGCACUUUAGGACUGACUUGUCCCGUGACUUGGCAGCUUUGCAUGAAGUUUGUGCAGCACACUCAGAUGAACUUCGCACAUUAAGCAAUGAACGAGGAGUCCAGCAGCAUGUCUUGAAAAAACUUCUGGCGAUUACAGAACUGUUGCAGCAGAAAAGAAACCAGUAUUCUGCAGCUAAUAGCUUAUUGGAAAUGUCUUUAAAUACCAAGGUUCCUCACUAAAGACUGGAUAUUAUACUCUCAAAAGAAUACUGCAAUGAGCGUUCAUUGGAUGACAAAUGUGCUGACAGAUGAUAGCAUUUGUUGUGCCACUAAUUUUGAUGAAUUCAAUUACACUGUACAAUUGCUGAGUCUUCCAACAAAAACAGUAAUGAGAAAGUUUCUGUCAAAGUUACAUAAUCAAAGCUUUAUGUAUGAUGUUUACAAAUGUAAACAAAUUCAAUAGUUGAAUAAAUUUAUUGAUCAUUGUAUUGGAAAUGCAUGCACUUAUUAAACCAUUUUGUAAAG